AAUGCAUGAAAAAAGAAAACGAGAGCUUCACACUAGGACCUCAGAUGCAAUAAUUGAAUAACCUAAUAUCCAACGUUUCGAUGGACAAGCUGUCUUCGUCAGGGUAUAAUGCGCUUGUAAGUAAAUUAUUAUUUGUAAGCCCUUAACCAACAAUGCAAUAAGAAAAUAUUUGCUGAAAAAAAUGUAUAAUAAUUAAGAGACAAAGUAACAAUCAAAUAACAAUAACGAGGCUUUAUACAGGGGGUACCAAAAAUGAGUCAAUGUGCGGGUUAAUCGAGGUAAUUAAGGUAAUAUGUAUACUUAACAAAAAAUAUCCCAGACAUUUUCCAUACGCACAAAAAGCUGAGGACUAUUUUUGUCUGUAAUAAAGCCCUUUUGUGGGGAAAAACUCAUUAUGAUUGGCUGGCUCCCAGGCCCACCCGUGGCUGCGCCUCUGCCCAGUCAUGUGAAAUCCAUAGAUUAGGGCACAAUGAAUGUAUUUCAAUUGAUUGGUUUCCUUCUAUGAACAGUAACUCAGUAAAAUCUUUUAAAUUGGUGCAUGUUGCGUUUAUAUUUUUGUUCAGUAUAUAUGUAAGUAGGGGUAAAGUAACUAUGCGUAGAUAACAAAUAGCCAGCAGCAGCAGCGUAAAAAACGAGGUCAAUGCAAAUAGUCCGGGUAGCCGUUUUAUUAAAUGUUUAGCGGUCUUAUGGCUUGGGGGCAGAAGCUGUUAAGGAGCCGUUUGGGCCUAGACUUCCGUACAGUUUGCCGUGCGGUGGUAGAGAGAACAGCCUACAGGUGGCUGGAGUCUUUGACCAUUUUUAGGGCCAAUACAAGACCAUCGUUAAUUAUACUUCAUAUAAUUGUCUGUUGUCAAAAUACACAACUGGAAAUCAUUUAUUGCACUUCUGAUUCGUUGCAUAAUAGAGACAAUGCAAACACUAAAAAGUUAAUAAGAUAAAUAAUUGUAUUAUUGUCACUAUCAAAAAAAAUAACAUCACAGCAAAUAUUUUGGGAAGUAGCUUCCAUGUCAAAACAGCCUGCAAUAUAGGAACACAACCAACCAUUCAAGGGUAUUACUAUAUAUAGUGUCUGCCAAUCCUCCGCAAAUAGUUCACAUCUUUCCUUCAGCUGGUGGAGGCGCGGCUAUGCAAAUCACAACAUGACUGAGCGGAAAGUUGCCUCAAAACCGAUUCAGUUCACUGUCAUUCACAACCCGACAAGGUGAGACUACAGAACACAUCGCUUAUUAAUGAUCAAAAACUCUUCUAUAGAAUCGCACUUCGGAAUAGCCUAAAAUAAGACUGAGCUUUUAUGCACGGGAAAGUUACUACUCUUCAACUUUAAUCAUCGGACAUGCCACCUCAAAUGGAUUAUUAUUGUGAAGAGUCCCGCGUCCCCUCUUCAUGCGGAUUGAUAAACCGAGAGGCCGGGUUGGGGAGGGAGUCAGCGCCGGGGUUGGAGAGGGAGUCAGCGCCGGGGUUGGAGAGGGAGUCAGCGGCUAUCAGCUGUAUGCUGGUGGGGGACGGUGCGGUGGGAAAGACAAGCAUGAUAGUCAGUUACACCAGCAAUGGAUACCCCACGGAAUACAAACAGACCGGCUUUGAUGUCUUUUCAGGUCAGGUCCAAGUAGGAGGAGCCUCAGUCAGAAUACAACUACUGGACACAGCUGGACAGGAGGUGUUUGACGAUUUCCGCUCCCUCUCCUACUCCCACACGGAUGUCUUCCUGCUCUGCUUCAGUGUGGUCAACCCCACCUCCUUCCACAAUGUCACCCACAAGUGGAUCCCAGAGAUCCGAGCCUGCAACCCUUCGGCUCCCAUCAUCCUCGUGGGCACCCAGUCCGACCUCCUGCUGGACGUCAACGUCCUGAUCAACCUCGCCCGCCGCGGGGUCAAACCGGUGCUGACCAAUCGGGCGCGGAGCGUGGCGGUGAAGAUCAGAGCAGCGGACUAUGUGGAGUGUUCUUCGUUGACGCAGAAGAACUUAAAAGAGGCGUUUGACGCGGCCAUCUUUGCUGCCAUCAAACACAAGGCCAGGAAGGAGAAGAAGAGGCAGCUGUCGGACAGACGCAGCAAGGCCUUCUCUAAAUGCAGCUGGAAGAAGUUCUUCUGUUUUAUCUGAGAUGAGAUCCCAUGGGUCCUGGACAGAAUAAUGACUAUUAUUAUUUAUUAACUUAUGAAGACUUACUAAGAACUUGUAGCUUUGGAAUCGUCCCAGAAUUGGUAAAUGAACUGAGUUCUACUGGUAGUCCUGGACUGAAGACAGUGGUAUAGCGUACUUCACUAGCCCUUGCAGGUAACCAAGUAAGAGCGGGUACUGAAGACAGUGGUAUAGCGUACUUCACUAGCCCUUGCAGGUAACCAAGUAAGAACGGGUACUGAAGCGUAAUAAAGACAAGAGAAACUCAAAACCAAGGACAUUGAGUACAUCUUGUAAGUGGGACAAGGCUGUCAUGUAAAUGUUGUGAAUUCCUUUGCAUGGUCUGGAUUGGUACCUUCUCCAACCUGAGAGCUUACUGCGCUGCCUCUGUGUGAUAGUCAGAGAGUCAGUGGGUUGUGAGAGAGAAGGAUAUUUUUUAGGUCGUCAGGUGUUGGUUGUUAGCCUUUUCUCAUUUGCAUUUUUGCUGCCCAGCCACACAAAACAAGGCCUAUUCAUAUUCAACAGUGUAUGUAGGCUGAAGUCACAGCGCUAGGCUAGGUGCUAUCUUCUUACCUGUGUGUGACCUGGGAAUGGCUUCCACAGGCCAUUGUGUUGGUUAGGGUGGCACGUAGCCUAGCGGUUAGGGCAUUGGACCAGCCACCGACGAGGUAAAACAAAUCACACGGCACUUUUUAUUGACUUUAUUUUUUAUUUCACCUUUAUUUAACCAGGCAGGCCAGUUGAGAACACCUUUAUUUAACCAGGCAGGCCAGUUGAGAACACCUUUAUUUAACCAGGCAGGCCAGUUGAGAACACCUUUAUUUAACCAGGCAGGCCAGUUGAGAACACCUUUAUUUAACCAGGCAGGCCAGUUGAGAACACCUUUAUUUAACCAGGUAAGCUAGUUGAAAACAAGUUCUCAUUUACAACUAGGACCUGGCCAAGAUAAAGCAAAAGCAGUGUGACACAAACAACAACAACAACAGAGUUACACCUGGAAUAAACAAACGUACAGUCAAUAAUACAAUAGAAAAAGUCUAUAUACAGUGUGUGCAAAUGGCGUGAGGAGGUAAGGCAAUAAAUAGGUCAUAAUUGCUCCAGGGUCGCGACCCCACUCUCCGAGGGUGUCUCAGGGAGAGUUGGGAUGUGCCAAAAACCCACAUAGGACUAAUAGGAAACAGGACAAAUAUAAACACCCACCAAAUGAAUGAGUUCAAUUAUUAAGCUUUGAUGCCGGGGCGGCAGCGUAGCCUAGUGGUUAGAGAGUGGACUAGUAACCGGAAGGUUGCAAGUUCAAACCCCCGAGCUGACAAGGUACAAAUCUGUCGUUCUGCCCCUGAACAGGCAGUUAACCCACUGUUCCUAGGCUGUCAUUGAAAAUAAGAAUUUGUUCUUAACUGACUUGCCUAGUAAAAUAAAGGUACACCUCCAACCUCGUAAUGUAAUGUAAUGUUAUCAACUGAUAGAUGUUGCAUGUCGGAAAAGUGACGGAAGGUACAUGGUUAGCAGAUGUUAUUGGUCACAUACACAUGGUUAGCAGAUGUUAUUGGUCACAUACACAUGUUUUGUAGAUGUUAUUGGUCACAUACACAUGGUUAGCAGAUGUUAUUGGUCACAUACACAUGGUUAGCAGAUGUUAUUGGUCACAUACACAUGUUUAGCAGAUGCUGGUGUUGCGAAAUGCUUUUUAUUUAUUUUUUUAUAACACAUUCAUUCAAAAAACUAAAUUCUGCAAAGUUGCUUAGGGGCUAAAAGCACUGCUCUAUCUUUAGGCGCCAUCUUUUCUUGCAGCCUAAAUGCCUCUGCAGAAUGUUCUGUUGGGUUUGCAGCCUAAAUGCCUCUGCAGAAUGUUCUGUUGGGUUUGCAGCCUAAAUGCCUCUGCAGAAUAUUCUGUUGGGUUUUCAGCCUAAAUGCCUCUGCAGAAUGUUCUGUUGGGUUUGCAGCCUAAAUGCCUCUGCAGAAUGUUCUGUUGGGUUUGCAGCCUAAAUGUUCUGCUGGGUUUGCAGCCUAAAUGCCUCUGCAGAAUGUUCUGUUGGGUUUGUAGCCUAAAUGCCUCUGCAGAAUGUUUGGUUGAGUUUGCAGCCUAAAUGCCUCUGCAGAAUGUUAUGUUGGGUUUUCAGCCUAAAUGCCUCUGCAGAAUGUUCUGUUGGGUUUUCAGCCUAAAUGCCUCUGCAGAAUGUUCUGUUGGGUUUUCAGCCUAAAUGCCUCUGCAGAAUGUUCUGUUACGUUUGCAGCCUAAAUGCCUCUGCAGAAUGUUCUGUUGGGUUUUCAGCCUAAAUGCCUCUGCAGAAUGUCCAACAAAAAGGAGUAGACUUCGGCUACCGAACUUCGGCUUGCCUCAAGAAAAAUGUUGUGUGCACGAACAGACGAAAAAAAAGACCAAAACUAACCAAAACGUGACAAAAAAAUGGCAUCAUAAUAUAGUAUACGCAGAAACUGUUUCGGAUGGGAAGCAGACCCCCCCCCCCCAUCUUGGUCAGUGUAAAGCCAGCAGGCAGGGUAGAGAAGCUAGAGAGUAAUCCAACCUUACCCUUGCCCAGGAGAAAUCCCCAGCCCACUGUCUCUGUUUUAGCCUUUGUUUGUUUACAUUGGUAGUGAGUAGAGACUAGAAAACCCCAGGCAAUAGAAACCCCAAGACCGCCCAGCUCCGUUAACCUCCAGUGAAUGAAACACCCCUCUUGUCUCUGUCUGAUUGUACUUCUCACUCUCUAUCUCCAGCCGAUUCAACCCUACUGCUCUAUAGAAUACACAGUGUACAUUAUAGUCGGCUAAAUAGCUCCUGCUUGAAUGUUAACACUCACUUUAAAUAGCCUGGGUGCCCGUCUCUAGCUCUGUGGUUUAUUGGACAGGGAUGUUAUUGCCAGACCGAUGGUGACUGUCAGUCCUAGCUUGUUUAUAGAGAUGAGGGUUGGCAUCCAGGCUAUAUGCUGGUUAUGCUUCUCGUGGAAGAGCUCAUGUGAAUUUGAUAUAUAUUUCUGUUUGUUUUAAACAGUUCAUCGAACGUUUUUUUUUUUUGUCUGCAAUGUUACAGGUGACAAGGAAUUUUCACCAUAAUGCUUCUAAAAGCUGUGAACAUUUUACCUUUGGGGAAUCGCAUAUUUCUGUCACUAAUCUUUUAAACCAAACCCUCUGUCAAUACUUUGCUUUUUCAUACUGUGUUUGAAUGAAGCGAUGAAAAUAAAUAUUAAACAAAUCCAAAUGUA
Molecule: messenger RNA, 5322 nt
Organism: Oncorhynchus nerka (sockeye salmon)
Lineage: Eukaryota; Metazoa; Chordata; Actinopteri; Salmoniformes; Salmonidae
Product: rho-related GTP-binding protein RhoV-like
Exons: 3
Coding region: 1334-2101 (255 amino acids)
Biological process (GO): Cdc42 protein signal transduction; endocytosis; establishment or maintenance of cell polarity
Molecular function (GO): GTP binding; GTPase activity; protein kinase binding
Source: RefSeq, a predicted model, not a curated record